Molecule: messenger RNA, 753 nt
Organism: Botrytis fragariae
Lineage: Eukaryota; Fungi; Ascomycota; Leotiomycetes; Helotiales; Sclerotiniaceae
Product: putative nefa-interacting nuclear protein nip30 protein
Exons: 2
Coding region: 1-753 (250 amino acids)
Cellular component (GO): nucleus
Source: RefSeq, a predicted model, not a curated record
AUGUCCUCCGGAUUUGUAUCAGGUGGUACCGCAGAUGCUCCAACUGAGCGCAGUGAUGAAUGGUUAGCCGCUCAACAAGAAAUAGAGGCUAAUAGACAGCGAAAAGCUAUCGAAGCUAGACAACAAGAUGGAAAGAGCUUGUUCGAGAUCCUAGAAGCAAAUAAAGGUACACAUCUAGGGGGUGCGUUGAAUAAACCAGCUGCCAAACAAGAUGCAUUCGAAGAAGCCAAUAAACUCAAGAAUCAAUUCCGAUCAUUAGAUGAAGAUGAAAUCGAGUUCUUGGAUUCUGUUCUAGAAAGUACGAGGGCUGAAGAAGACAGAGUGCGAAAAGAAACCGCGGAGGGACUAGAGUUAUUUAGAAAACAACAAGAAGAUGCAGACAAGAAGGCUAGAGCAGCAGAUAAUGAUGGAGCACAAAUACAAGAUGGCUCUCCGGUGCGGGAGGAUGAAUGGGGCACUACGGGUCGAAAGCGCAAGCGUACGAAGGAUAAGGAGGUAUUAAAGGGAAUCAAAGUUAGGAGAGCUUCAUCUUCCACGUCUACCAAAGACCUGCCGACGAAACCUGCGAAAGAUGAUUCUGACUCAGUUGCAACGAAUACUAAGCCACCGACUUCUAAAGAUUCGGCCAAAAUCUCGGACCCAAAGCUUGCAAUGGUAGCACCCAAGCCGGUGGCAGUCAAAAAGCCAUCACCUCCUUCAUCCAACAAAGGACUAGGGCUGGUAAAUUAUGGAUCUGACGAGGAUUCUGACUGA